Messenger RNA from Hyaloscypha bicolor E, 1024 nucleotides. Its product is annotated as aldo-keto reductase-like protein. The record is from RefSeq and is a predicted model, not a curated record. The transcript has 3 exons. Bases 43 to 918 code for a protein of 291 amino acids. Gene Ontology annotation, molecular function: oxidoreductase activity. Lineage: Eukaryota; Fungi; Ascomycota; Leotiomycetes; Helotiales; Hyaloscyphaceae.
UUUUCACUUCAGCAAUCAUUUAUGAUUUGUUUUGCCAGAACAAUGUCGAAACUUACGAUAAAAUCAACCUUGCGUAUGAAUUCGGGAUAUGAGAUUCCUAUGCUUGGUUAUGGGGUCUACCAAACACCAACCAACAUCUGCGAAGAAGUAGUGACGAAAGCCUUCGAGACUGGCUACAGACAUGUCGAUUCCGCAGCCGCCUACCGGAACGAAGAGCCUUCCGCUGCAGCAGCCAAGAAGAGCUCCAUCCCUCGCUCUCAAAUAUUCUUCACCUCCAAAGUCCCUCCCAGGAAGUUGUCCUAUGAGAGUGCUUCCGCCCAAAUCGACGCCUCUCUCAAGCUUACCGGUCUCGGCUACAUCGACUUGAUGCUCCUCCAUGCUCCCUACGGGGGCAGAGAGGCACGAAAAGGAGCAUGGAAAGCGCUCGUCGAGGCGAAGGAAGCGGGAAAGGUGCGCAGUAUUGGCGUUUCUAACUACGGCGUCACCCAUUUGGAUGAAUUGGAGGUGUACAUCAAGGAACUAGAGAAAGAGUGCGGCGGUGAGCGGAAGGGCGGCAAGAUCGAUGUCGGGCAGUGGGAGGUGCAUCCGUGGCUGCCGAGACGGGAUAUCGUGGAGUGGUGUGAGAAAAGAAGGGUGGUCGUGCAGGCUUAUUGUCCAAUUGUGAGGGGGAAGAGGAUGGAUGAUCCGGCUUUGCUCUCAUUGGUUAAGAAGCACGGGAAGACGGGCGCGCAAGUUCUGAUAAGGUGGAGCUUGCAGAAGGGAUUUGUGCCUCUGCCGAAGAGCGUGACGCCUGCACGGAUUGUGGAGAAUGCGGAUGUGUACGAUUUUGAGCUCGAUGUGAAGGAUAUGAAGGCGCUGGAGUUGGAUGUCUAUGAGCCUUGUGCUUGGGAUCCGACAGUGGCCGCGUUGGAAGACUAGAGACUCCAAGUGAAAGGUUGUGUAAUUAGACCCCCUUGAGGGUGCAUAUACUUUUCCUGACCUCCGUCGUUCUCAAAGUAUAGUGUCAGCGAUGACCAAGUCUGCU